Molecule: messenger RNA, 1379 nt
Organism: Toxotes jaculatrix (banded archerfish)
Lineage: Eukaryota; Metazoa; Chordata; Actinopteri; Toxotidae
Gene: il17d
Product: interleukin 17d
Exons: 2
Coding region: 627-1259 (210 amino acids)
Biological process (GO): inflammatory response
Cellular component (GO): extracellular region
Molecular function (GO): cytokine activity
Source: RefSeq, a predicted model, not a curated record
AGCGUGCACAGGCAACAGUCUGGACUUCCCACUCCCGUCAGGAGCUGCUCUCAUGAAGGCUGGGCUCUUUUAUUACCGGGGCUGUAGAUUUAAGACGGGAAAUUAUCAAGUGCUUCAGUCUGAUUCAGAGUUGCUCUGGGUGCUGUAUGGUGGAUCACGCAGUUUCUGCGCGCACAGACGUUUCCAUGGGAUUUUACGCACGCGUCGCUGCAGAAAAGCGACAGGAAAACGCUCUUGGUGGCAUUUUCUCGUCUUAAGCACAACCCAGCAGGUGUAAAACUCCCAGUGCGGCAAUAACUUAUAACUCUAAGACAAUUAUUACUCUUGGCGACACUCUGAACGUGUAGUGCCAAAAUGUUUCCCUGGCGGCGCGCCUGUGCCUCGGUUUCCACGCCAGAACUGUGGACUGUUCGCCUGCCGCUGGCUUUACAGCGCUUCCAACGUUUCACUGGAUUAUAACUGAGGGAAGUAACCUGUUUUCUGUAGAAGCGGCCUCAUUAACAAGGGUCACUUGUGCUUUGAUAAUAUACUUGCCAUCUUUUAAGAAAGAAAAGGAUAGCGCGCUGGGAAACAUUUGGCAGUAGAUAGGCGUUUUAGCACAACGCCGUACCGAGAAGCUCACAGCGAUGCCGCGUCGGAUCCACGUCCUGCUGCUAUUGCUGCACCUGGCUGUGUUGCUGCUGGGUUGGUCGACCGGGGCGGGCCGGGUACGCAAGAAGGCCACCAGGACCCGGUCCUGCCUGGACCUGCCGGAGGAGAUCUUGGAGCAGAUGUUCGGGCGGCUCGCGGUCGGAGUGAUGAGCGCUUUCCAUCACGCCCUGCAGCUGGAGCCGCAGGACAAACUGAACCUAACCUGCCCAGCCACCACACGGUCCACGACCGACGGCAAGACCCGCCUCCCGGUCAACCUGCUCAGCAUCUCCCCCUGGGCCUACAGGAUCUCGUACGACCCGACCAGGUAUCCCCGCUACAUUCCGGAGGCUUACUGCCUGUGUAAAGGCUGCCUGCUCGGACCGUACGGUGAGGAGAGCGACCGGUACCGCAGCACUCCGGUCUACGCUCCCUCGGUCAUCCUAAGGAGAACGGGCUCCUGCGUGGGCGGCCGCCACUCCUACACCGAGAUCUACGUGUCCGUCGCAGUGGGAUGCACCUGUGUGCCGCUGCUGGAGAAACAGCGGGACGGUAACAGCAGCAACCAGAGCCUGGAGAGAGCGCAGCCCAAAGCCAGACAGCGUAUGUCUGCAGGGAAGAAAGUGUGAAGGCAGCGGGACAGUUGUAUUCCAGAUAAGUUUUUCUACACCGGAUCCACAUUGGUUUGGUUGUUUUCUUGUUUUCUUCCACUGGCGCGGACUGAAUGUUUGGAUGACAGACGAUUUGAU